Paralichthys olivaceus (Japanese flounder) is the source of this 1056-nucleotide messenger RNA. Its product is annotated as gastrin-releasing peptide receptor-like. Lineage: Eukaryota; Metazoa; Chordata; Actinopteri; Pleuronectiformes; Paralichthyidae. The record is from RefSeq and is a predicted model, not a curated record. Gene Ontology annotation, cellular component: plasma membrane. Gene Ontology annotation, biological process: G protein-coupled receptor signaling pathway. Gene Ontology annotation, molecular function: neuropeptide receptor activity.
AUGUGGUUCUCCGGCGUGGCCAUCGCUUCGGUUUACGGUGUCAUCAGCGUGUUGGGUCUGAUCGGCAACAUCACCCUCAUCAAGACGUUCUGCUCGGCCAAGUCUAUGCGCAAUGUGCCCAACCUCUUCAUGUCGAGCCUGGCGCUCGGGGACGUGUUGCUGCUGGUGACCUGCGCUCCGGUGGACGCCAGCCGCUACCUGUCAGAGGAGUGGCUGUUCGGCAGAGUGGGCUGUAAAGUCAUCCCCUUCAUUCAGCUCACCUCGGUUGGCGUGUCGGUGUUCACUCUCACAGCUCUCUCUGCUGACAGGUACAAGGCCAUAGUGAAGCCACUGGACAUCCAAAAAUCAACCACCACAAGCAGCAUUGUCCUGAGGGCAGCUCUCAUCUGGCUCUUUUCCCUGGUCCUUGCGAUCCCUGAGGCUGUCUUCUCUGACCUCCACACUUUCAACCUCACCUCCACCAAUGAAAGCUUCAAAACCUGCGCACCUUACCCACAUGCUGGGGAUCUACACCCGAAGAUCCACUCCAUGGCCUCCUUCCUCAUCUUCUAUGUCAUUCCCCUGCUGGUCAUCUCUGUGUACUACACCUUCAUUGCCCAGAGCCUGAUGAGGAGUGCCUCAAACCUGCCUGUAGAGGGCAACAUGCACGCGAAACGACAGGUUGAAUCAAGAAAGCGUUUGGCGAAGACAGUGCUGGUGUUUGUUGGCCUCUUUGCUGUUUGCUGGCUUCCCAGUCACAUCAUCUACUUGUAUCGCUGCUAUCACUACUCCCAGGUGGACACCUCGCUGGUUCACUUUGUGUGCAGUGUCGCAGCUCGUAUCCUGGCCUUCACCAACUCCUGUCUCAACCCGUUCGCCCUUUACCUGCUGAGCAAGACCUUCAGGAAGCAAUUCAAGCAGCAGUUGUGCUGCUGCUGUCAUAUGAUCAUGAAACACUCCUCACAGAGCCCGACACAUUACAACACACGUGUGACCUCCAUCCGCAGCACACACUGCUCUGUGGCCAGUCUGAGCAUCAUCAACGGCAGGCAGAUCUAUCAGGAGGACUGUGUGUGA